This is a messenger RNA of Phymastichus coffea, 1935 nucleotides long. RefSeq lists its product as uncharacterized. The coding region runs from base 1 to 1935 and encodes 644 amino acids. NCBI's taxonomy places the organism in Eukaryota, Metazoa, Arthropoda, Insecta, Hymenoptera, Eulophidae. Gene Ontology annotation, molecular function: zinc ion binding. The transcript is spliced from 4 exons. The record is from RefSeq and is a predicted model, not a curated record.
AUGAAUUUCGUGCCCGGAACUAUGGAAGAAGAAAUUAAAAGAAAAAAAUAUCAGAAGUGUGCAGGAUGCGAUAUAUAUUUACACAAAGCUUCUGGAUACAUAAAAACAUUGGAUACAGAGGACGACUUAUCAAAUUUUCUUCAAGCGUUUGGCAAAAACGUAGAUAUGAAUGUGGAAUUAUGUUCAAAAUGUUAUUCAAAGCUUCGAUUAGUUUCACAUCAGAAGAGCAAGCAAGAUCCAUCUAAACAAGAAACUCCUGAAUCUUCUAUUGACUCUCAACUCGCAUCAUCAUCGCAAUCAUCAUCCAUGGAUGGGUCACAAGUUGUAUAUCCAGAACCAAAACCACAAGAACCGUUCCAGUUGAAGCUCGCAUGCAAGUCUACGCUCAUAACAGAAUAUAUUAUACCAGCUAGUAAUAGAUGUGGUCGUAAACAUCUUAUUAAAAACCGUUUUUAUCAAGGUGAAUUGGAUAAUAUUAAAGUUCAUUCAUCAACUAGCACAAUUACCGUAACAGAGUUAUCAAAACUGUUGGAACAGUUAUCAGUUAGAGUAGAUGCUGAAAUUCAUGAUAAAGUUGGAGAUUUCACUUUUCCGGAGGAACGGUUAAUAGUACUGACUGGGUUGACUUGGGAAAACAUAAUUGAAUUACGUGGUAUGAUGACAUCUUUAAGAGAUUCAGUCUCUCGGAAUGUGACACAAGCUUUAGUCGUUCUGUUGUUUAAACUGGUCAGUGGUAAUUCGAACAAAAUUAUUUGCGCCGUUCUAGGACUCGAGCGUGAUCAACAAGUAUCUGAUUUUUGUAAUUCCAUAUUGACAUCUUUUGAAAAAGAUGUACUACCUACACGUUUUGGAAUAGGAGUGAUCAGUAGAGAAGAGUUAAUAAACCAUAAUACUCCAGUUGCUAAAGCACUACAUGACAUCAAAGAUAAUGAAUUGGCAUUAAUUGCAGAUGGAACUUACCUUCGACACGAAAAAAGUUCGAAUAAUAACUAUCAAAGAAAGUCUUUUUCCGGACAAAAAAAAGUACCAUUGUGCAAGCCGUUCACAAUAUGUACUUUAGAUGGGUAUAUUGUUGACUCUGCAGGUCCAUUUGAGGCUAAUCUCAACGAUGCUCAAAUAAUGGAAUGUUUGAUGGAAGAUCCUAACGGUUUGCGAAAGUUAAUGCAAAAAAAUGAUCUAUGGGUCGUUGAUAGAGGCUUUCGUGACGUUAAAGAGAAACUUGAAACAUUAGGAUUCAAAGUUUUAAUGCCAGCACUUAAAGGUAAACGUAAUCAGUUAACAGCAGAAGAAUCUAACCACAGUCGUUCUGUUACUGCUAUACGUUGGCCAGUUGAAUUGAACAAGUUUGGAAAGCGUUUUAUAACUGACCCAUCUUUAACAGAUGAAAUAGUCUCGCGUAUGAUUGAACAGAGAAAUUUGGAGAAUACUUUAGCUUCAGAAGUUGAAACUGGUCACUGGAGUAGGAGAAAAAUACCUUUCCAGUUAAUAACAUCAGAUCAACUGUUAGACUUUCCAGAAUUGACAGAAAGAGAUUUAAAAAUAUUUUUCACUGGGACGUAUCAAUUGCAACAGUCCAUAUCUUACCUGGCAGAAAUGAUGGGCGAAGAUAACAAAAUUGAACUUUACUAUUUAAAAGAAACAAAUGAAAUUCUGAAAGUCCAAGUGAGAUCGAGGCACGUCAGUCGAAAAACAUAUAAUUCUUACAUACACUACCGACCAAAUUCUAUAGGCUAUCAGGGCAUUAGGGGACACUACUGUGAAUGCGCAAAUGGUAACCGCACUAUUGGUUGCUGUGCUCACAUUGCUGCUGUUAUUUAUUACCUUUCGCAUGGUAGAUAUCUUUCCAAAAUAGUAAAGCCUGCAGAAAUCUUGAGCUCUAUUUUUGCCGUUGAAAAAGUAUCACCCGUCAUCAACGACGACAGCGACGAAGAUUGA